AUGACAUCACUUACAGCAAUUUCUGUAGCUAUUUUGCUUGCUGCUUGUCUAGUGCCAUACAUUGUAUGUCAGAGACCUUACGGAAGCCCGUGUACGGAAAGCAUUCAAUGCCAAACUAAUUACUGUCGUGCUUCACGUUGUAUCAAUUAUGGAGACGUAAGUGAUGAUGUAGAUGUUAAUCCAUGUGCUACUGUCUUAUGUAGAUACCCAUCAAUCUGUGUUCUUCAUGAAGUUCAGUGCAUUCGAGCUCCAUGUCCACCAAUAGCUAGUUGUGAGAGACGUCGAAAUCGUCCUGGAUGCUAA
Chelonus insularis is the source of this 303-nucleotide messenger RNA. RefSeq lists its product as uncharacterized. Lineage: Eukaryota; Metazoa; Arthropoda; Insecta; Hymenoptera; Braconidae. Bases 1 to 303 code for a protein of 100 amino acids. The transcript has 3 exons. The record is from RefSeq and is a predicted model, not a curated record.